Molecule: messenger RNA, 1234 nt
Organism: Anopheles bellator
Lineage: Eukaryota; Metazoa; Arthropoda; Insecta; Diptera; Culicidae
Product: troponin C, isoallergen Bla g 6.0101-like
Exons: 4
Coding region: 284-745 (153 amino acids)
Molecular function (GO): enzyme regulator activity; calcium ion binding
Source: RefSeq, a predicted model, not a curated record
GACUGGGCCGUAGUGCAUCGCCUGUGCGGCUGGCCGGCAGCGAGAGGUUUGGAAAUAUUAUAGUGCCUGUACGAGGUGGCGCAAGAAGUUUGCACCCUCAUUGUCGCCAGUUGCAGGGCGGUGUGCCCUUUUUAAUAACGACCAUCGCAGUGGCUGGCGCUCAAUCUUCGAACAGAACUUUCUGGGAUCACUGAACGGUGCAAUCCUAGUGCAUAGUUAGCAGUGGAAGCGAUUGCAGCGAUUCUUUGGCCGAACCAGUGACCAAGUGCAGUGCGCGAGCAGAAUGGAUGAUCUGGACAAAGCCCAGUUGGAGCUCCUUCGCAAUGCGUUCAACGCGUUCGAUCAGGAGAAGAAGGGAUGUAUCGGCACGCAGAUGGUCGGUACGAUCCUCAGCAUGUUGGGCCACCAGCUUGACGAUAAGAUGCUGAAGGAGAUCAUCGACGAGGUCGAUGCCGACGGUUCCGGUGAGCUUGAAUUCGAGGAGUUCGUCACGCUAGCGGCCCGGUUCAUGGUGGAGGAGGAUGCCGAAGCGAUGCAGCAGGAGCUUAAGGAAGCCUUCCGUCUGUACGAUAAGGAGGGCAACGGCUACAUCACCACUGCUGUGCUGCGCGAAAUCCUCAAAGAGCUGGACGAUAACCUGACUAACGAGGAUCUGGACAUGAUGAUCGAGGAAAUCGAUUCUGAUGGUUCCGGAACCGUGGACUUUGACGAAUUCAUGGAAGUCAUGACUGGUGGCGAUGACUAAGCAUCAGCACUGGCAGCUUUACCGAAGACAAUUCUUUUGCAAUUAUCUCAAAACUAAAAGUAACAAAAAACAAAUCAGAAACAUGCCUUCGUAAAAGUUUCUUUCCGUCAUUGUGCAUCGAAGAUCUACACACUCGGAGUAGCCAUCCUGGCCUCCUGAAACCUUCUGAGCUGCUUCCUAAGAAGGCCGGCCCCUGGAUCGGUCGAACCCGAAGCGUCGAAAUACAUCCGUUGCUGCUAUAAGGUUGUUCAAAGCAUACAUCUAUCGUCGUUCCGUUCUACGUUUGUAUCGACGCGGUUGGUAUUCGACGGUUUUCCGGCAUCCGUCAGGGCGCUCUGAGCUUCUGUUAUUGGAACAAUAUUUUUCAACAAAAAAACGGGUUGUUGGUUUGCGGCAAAUGUGAAGGUGAUGUUGAUCUUCUAUUUUCUAUGCGAGCAGUGCAGUGCAAACAACCUAAAGAACCAAUAAACAACACAGACAAAAAACUGG